GUGGGCACCGAGUCACCAGGCACGACAGUGGGCUCUGAGUCAAUUGGCACGACAGCGGGCACCGGGUCAUCAGGUACCGGAUCGUCUGGCUCGACAGCAGGCACCGGGUCAUCUGGCACAGGAUCGUUUGGCUCGACAGCGGGCAUCGGGUCACCAGGCAUGACAGCGGGCACUGGGUCAUCAGGCAUUGGAUCGUCUGGCUCGACAGCAGGCAUCGGGUCACCAGGCAUGACAGCGGGCACCGGGUCAUCAGUACCGGAUCGUCUGGAUCGACAGCGGGCACCGGGUCAUCUGGCGUUGGAUCGUCUGGCUCGACAGCGGGCAUUGGGUCACCAGGCAUGACAGUGGGCACUGGGUCAUCAGGUACCGGAUCGUCUGGAUCGACAGCGGGCACUGGGUCAUCAGGCAUUGGAUCGUCUGGCUCAACAGCGGGCAUCGGGUCACCAGGUAUGACAGCGGGCACCGGGUCAUCAGGUACCGGAUCGUCUGGCUCGACAGCGGGCAUCGGGUCACCAGGCAUGACAGCGGACACUGGGUCAUCAGGAAUUGGAUCAUCUGGCUCGACAGCGGGCAUCGGGUCACCAGGUAUGACAGCGGGCACUGGGUCAUCAGGCGUGAUAGGAUCAUCAGGCUGGAUCAGUUCAUCAGGCUGGACAGCAGGC
Messenger RNA from Staurois parvus, 662 nucleotides. NCBI's taxonomy places the organism in Eukaryota, Metazoa, Chordata, Amphibia, Anura, Ranidae. The record is from the annotation of a GenBank genome assembly.